AUGUUUGAGUCGUAUGAUAUUGGCGAAAAAAUAUCCGCGAGUAAGCUCGACGGCCUUUUUUCUGACGGAAAAGUGAUGGGCGAAAUCUAUACCGGGAAUUUGUACCGAGAAGAAAAGUUUAAAAAAUUUUUGUUGGAAGAUGGGAAUUUCUCAGUGGCGGUAAACACCGACGGCGUCAAAAUUUUUCACUCUUCCAAAUUCUCUGUUUGGCCUUUAUUGCUGUCGAUUAAUGAACUUAAUUUUAAUAAAAAGGCUCAACACAUCGUCAUAUGCUGCCUGUGGUUUGGUAAUGAAAAGCCAAACGUUGAUACAUUUCUUGAACCCUUCAUAGUUCAGGCUCGAAGACUUUCUAAGAAGGGCUUUCAAUGGAAAGAUUUGUCUGGCAGGAAUCACAUUUCUAAAGUAGCUUUCCCCUUGCUGGUAGCCGAUGCUCCAGCUAGAGCGAUGUUAACGAAUUUCAUGCAAUACAAUGGCUCUUAUGGAUGUGGCUUUUGUGAGCAUAAGGGUAAACGUGUAGCCAAGGGUGCUGGCACUGUUCAAGUGUAUCCUCUUGUCCAUCCUUUACCUCCAAAUAGAACACACGAGAAAUCGUACGAUCAAGCCAAAAAUGCAAUCCUUUCAAUCAGCCAACCUGUUGGCGGAGUGAAAGGGAUGUCGUUGUUGUAUUUGCUUCCCUUUUUUGAUAUUAUAAAAGGUGUAGUACCAGACUACAUGCAUUGCAUUCUCCUUGGAAUAGUAAAGCAAUUUUUGAAUCUUUGGUUGACUACCACUAGCGAAUCCUUUUUCAUCAAAGAUUCUAAAUUGAUAGACGAAAUUAUCUUAACCGCUUGCCCCCCUGAUGAAAUUCGCCGAGUUUUGCGACCUCUUGAUCACCGACUCAUUUUGAAAGCGAGUGAGUUUCGAGUUUGGCUUUUAUUUUACAGUCCAAUUGUACUAAAACACUUGUUGCAUCCCAAGUAUUAUAAAAAUUGGCUUAUUCUGGUUAAAGGAAUGCACAUGCUACUGAAGAAAAAUGUAUCUCGCGAAGAAAUUGAAGUAGUUCGUAAACUAUUCUUUAAAUUUGUUUCACAAGUUGAGUUAUUGUACGGUGAAGAUCAAGUUAGUUAUAACGUUCACCUAUUACAACACGUUGUAGAUUCUGUGACUUAUUGGGGAUGCCCGUGGGCUUAUUCGGCAUUUAUGUACGAAGAUAUAGGCGGAACACUUAAGUAGGUUUGUCACGGGUCUACUCAGAUAGGAAAACCAAUAUUUGCCUCCGUUUUGAAGAAGGCAAAAGCUCGCGACUACGCUAAACUUCAUAUUCCAUAUGCGGAAGACUUGGUCAAAGAAAUUUAUUAUAGAUUAGAUGCUUCCGUGUCAGGAAACCAUACAUGGCGAGGGCUGGGUAAAAGUAUACAAAUUUUGUUACAGCCGGAAGACGUUACUUUAAUUCAAAACAGACUAGGAAAACAAAUGUUUUGCAUUGCAUGUUUAAGUUAUGAAAAGCUUGCGGCCAAUGGUAAAAUCUUUUCUUGUAUGUCCUAUUCCUCCUGCUUCAAACGUAACAACUCAGUUAUUCAUUGUGUUGACGGAAAUACUUACAGUAUUAUAAAAAUUUUCGAAAUUUUUCUUGACUGCACUUGUGCAACUAAAGAACGUUCUUGCUGGGUCUCCAACCCCUCUAAUUGUCUUCAAAGUUACUAUUUCUUUAUUGGGGAAAACAUUCCUUUUAAGAGACAUAUUAACUGUAGUAACAAAAAUAAAUUCUAAUGGCUCCCAUUCCCUAAAAAAAGCAUUAACGCCACAGGACGUGGUUUCGAAAUCUUUUCUUCUUCUUUGUGACAAUGAAAUGUAUUGUGUGAGAAAUGAUAUUAGGUUUGAAAAAGAUUAAUGGAUUUGUUGUAACAAAAUCAACCUAUUAAUUGCAUGUUUCGGCUUAUUAUUAUGUUUUAUUAAGUGAAUCUGGUAUUUGAAGUAACAGUUAUUACAAGCGUAUCCCCGAAAAAUGAAUGCAUAAAAAUAUAUAUAAAGUAGAAGUACAGUGGCAAUCAGUAAAAACAAUGUGAGUCUCAGUAAGAAUAUAGUAGGGGAGACCGGGGCUACUUGGCUCACUUUUUUGUUAGAUACGUCUCAAGCCUUUACUUUUCAUCAAAAUGAGACAAACUUAUAUUCAUAAUAUUAAUUAAUAUCUUAUCUAUAAAAUGUCUUAAGACAAGAAAUACAAUAAAUAAUGCGAUCAUGAUGAAAAAAAAUGUUUUAUUGGGACACCUUAAAUGGGCAACUUACCCCGUCUCCGGGGCAGGUUGCCCAUACUAACGGGGCAAAAUGCUCCAAGUAAUUUCGCAUGACCAUUGAUAGCAGAUUCCAGUGCACUGUAUCUAUCCAACACUGCUGGAAGAAUAGUCAG
This is a messenger RNA of Daphnia magna, 2386 nucleotides long. RefSeq lists its product as uncharacterized. The coding region runs from base 1 to 1212 and encodes 403 amino acids. The transcript has a single exon. Lineage: Eukaryota; Metazoa; Arthropoda; Branchiopoda; Diplostraca; Daphniidae. The record is from RefSeq and is a predicted model, not a curated record.